UGGUCGACGGGGCGUCUGCACUUGAAGAAGAUAUUUCCUUCAAGGCACGCACCUUUACAGGAUUCGACGAAAGCAGUCGGACGCCGCUCGAUGGUUACUGAUGGUUGUGACGCUGGUGGCUUAUCGUCAGCGUCCAGUGCACUCUCUGUCAAUACUUAUGCUUAUAGUCUUGUUUGCGACUGGUCCACAACCUGUUUCUCUUGGACAUACCAAGGGUCAUUUUCUAGCACCACCGGAGAGGCAGACAUUUUCUUUCUGACGGGAGAUGCAUGCAACCAGCAAUUGUUUACUUCCCUACCAACAAGUAAAUUGGCGAGUGUGACUGCUGGGUCGUCGCAGACGAUUUCCGGGACGGAAUCUUAUUCAGCAUCGACUGUUUGAAUUGUGACGGGUUGUGAAACAUCUGGUGGCUGUAUUU
Messenger RNA from Micromonas pusilla CCMP1545, 418 nucleotides. RefSeq lists its product as uncharacterized. The transcript has a single exon. The record is from RefSeq and is a predicted model, not a curated record. The coding region runs from base 91 to 381 and encodes 96 amino acids. NCBI's taxonomy places the organism in Eukaryota, Viridiplantae, Chlorophyta, Mamiellophyceae, Mamiellales, Mamiellaceae.